This is a messenger RNA of Podarcis muralis (Common wall lizard), 5436 nucleotides long. RefSeq names its product transmembrane protein 184B (gene TMEM184B). NCBI's taxonomy places the organism in Eukaryota, Metazoa, Chordata, Lepidosauria, Squamata, Lacertidae. The record is from RefSeq and is a predicted model, not a curated record.
CGCGCGCUGGAGAGAGAGACGGGCAGCCAGCUAGCCCGCGAGCUUCGCGCCUGCGCGGAACUGUUCGCCUGCCCAGUCUCUCCCUUCAGCUGCUCUCUGCCCCCCCCGCCUCCCUCUGUUUGGGGCCGCAGCAGCAGCAGCAAUAAGCCCGAGUCCGGGGCUGAGAAGCGGCCCCGCCACGCCAGGUGUUCGCGACGGAGCGGCUGCGCGGCCACGGAACCCCCGGCCUGGCCAUGGUGCUCCUGAGGGCCUCUCGUCCUGCCCGGUCCCCCGAGUGACGGAACUGCCCCUGCCGCCGGAGGAGGAGGAGGAAGAAACGGAGCCGGGAGCACGACAACCCCGCCAGCGCCAGUCGAUCUGAAGGACCCACAACUCUGAGGACAUGAUGAUCGUAGUGACUGGAGUCAUGUCUGUGCCUGAGCUGGGCUCCCCAGCCAGCACUCCUGCUGCAGCCCCCAACUUAUCCUGGAUGUCUGAGGUUGGCACUCCCACUGCUGUGGAGCAACCAGUAUUCCUAAUGACUACAGCUGCCCAGGCCAUCUCAGGUUUCUUCGUGUGGACUGCUUUGCUUAUUACUUGCCAUCAGAUCUAUAUGCACCUUCGUUGCUACAGUUGCCCCAAUGAGCAACGCUAUAUUGUCCGGAUCCUCUUCAUUGUGCCCAUUUAUGCUGUCGACUCAUGGCUCAGCCUCCUUUUCUUCACCAAUGACCAGUACUAUGUUUACUUUGGCACAGUGCGGGAUUGCUAUGAAGCUUUUGUAAUCUAUAACUUCCUUAGCCUCUGCUAUGAGUACCUUGGCGGAGAGAGCUCCAUCAUGUCUGAGAUUAGAGGGAAGUCCAUUGAGUCCAGCUGUAUGUAUGGAACCUGUUGCUUAUGGGGAAAGACGUAUUCCAUUGGAUUUCUGAGAUUUUGUAAGCAGGCCACUCUGCAGUUCUGUGUGGUAAAACCCCUCAUGGCAAUUAUUACAGUCAUCCUCCAGGCAUUUGGCAAGUACCAGGAUGGGGACUUUGAUGUCACCAAUGGGUAUCUCUAUGUGACGAUAAUUUACAAUAUUUCUGUCAGCCUGGCCCUCUAUGCCCUCUUCCUCUUUUACUUUGCCACACGUGAACUUCUCAGUCCCUACAGCCCUGUCCUGAAAUUCUUCAUGGUCAAGUCUGUCAUUUUCCUGUCAUUCUGGCAAGGGAUGCUGUUGGCCAUUCUGGAGAGGUGUGGUGCAAUCCCAAAGAUCAACUCAGCCAAUGUAUCUGUGGGUAAGGGGACCGUGGCUGCUGGCUACCAGGAUUUCAUCAUCUGCGUGGAAAUGUUCUUUGCAGCCAUUGCUCUGCGCCAUGCGUUCACAUACAAGGUCUAUGCAGACAAGCGUCUUGAUGCGCAAGCUGUUCCAUCAUAUGGGCCAUAUGGCCGCUGUGCCCCUAUGAAGAGCAUCUCUAGCAGCCUUAAGGAGACCAUGAACCCCCAUGACAUUGUGCAGGAUGCCAUCCACAAUUUCUCCCCUGCCUACCAGCAGUACACUCAGCAGUCAACCCUAGAACAUGGACCACCUUGGCGUAAUGGCAGUCACACGAUCUCACACUCCCACAGCAGCUCUGGUGCUCGUGACAAUGAGAAGACCCUACUCCUGAGCUCAGAUGAUGAGUUCUAAGCAGAUGAUGAAGCAUGGCCCAGCCUGGAACUUUCCCUUUAUUUAUUGAACCAGAAACACAGGUCAUAUCCCUUUUUUAAUAUGGUGCUCAAGUCAGGAAUGGGCACUUCUUGUUGCCAAUUGUGAGCAUGGACCAUUGUGACUAAUGCAGGUGGUUUGGACUGUCUUUUCCUAGUUUCUUCUUGAAAGGAGCAGAUUUCACUUAAUAAGGAACACUAAAUUCACCUGGCAUAGAAUACAACAAAGAUCUGGGACCACGCUUUCUGUAUGCUGGGUUUCUGCUGUUGUUAAUGGGGAAGGCAGAUGGAAGAAGGGUCAGACAAGGAAAGCUUGAAAAAAUGAGGCUGUAUCUUUACCCAUUUACCUAAGUUGUCUCGAAUAUGGCUGGCUGAAAGUAGCAAAAACAACCCCCCGCAACUGCACUACUAAAAUGCACUUCUAGACACCUGUUAGACCUAAUUUGGUAUAUAGGUUGAACCCUGUCUCUAACUGUUGCCCCAGUAUUAACUUUUGACCAACUUUUGGCUUGUGACCAGAAUUCCCUUAGGCACAGUAUAUUCCAUAGUAAUACAGUCACAUUUAUGUUCUGCCUCUGCUAAUAGGAUUUGCCCCAUCUUUGGAAACAUUUUUGCUAGAAGCUAAUGCUCACCGUUCAGAGAGUCACACACAAUUCUUCAGGACAUAGGAUAAGGAUGUACAUUCCAGUCAGGUUGUUGAGUCAAGCUGCACAUCCUCAUCCAUUGUGGGUGGGGGACCACACUGGCUGAUUCUCGAGUGGGCGCUUGGGAACCACCUGUUGGGUGAUGUCUAGUUGCACUCACUUAAGAGGCAGAACACAUCAUUCUUUUCAUUCUCUUUUGUAACUUCUCUUGUGGAGGAGUAGUUCUGCAACUCCUAAUACUAAAAUGUCUUUAUCACAUCUAUCCUCCUCCUCAGGCAUUUACAUCCUGGUGUGUUUUAAAAUUCCAGAACAUGUGUUGUAAAUUACCAAUUCUUCUUGCUGUCAUCAAUAUUUUACUUUUGUUAAUAGUUAAUUUUUAAGUGCCAGUGGGAUAGAGCUUGCCUGGGAUGGUGAGCAUUCCACCUUCUCUUCCCUUGCUUUUGUACCGGACUGGCUGCAGUUUCGCCAGCAGAUGUAAACAUAUCUGUGAUGCGCAUUUGUUACCUUGCCAUUACAUUCCCUUCAGUCCACGUGAUUUAAAAAAUGCAUUGGUUUUCCAUUAACCUCUCUAGGCCUGGCCUGUACUUGCACAAGUUCACUAAGUGAGAAUCACAAGGCCCCUUUUACAAGCUAAAAAAGCCUAUCAGUCACUGAAUUUACCAGACACCUUGGUUUGCUUGAUGAUUUAAAGCUGGAAAGGGCAAUAGAAUUAAUUGCAGUGUGUUGUACUUCUCUGCUGCCGUUGUGGUUAAUUGUGCCUGCAUUAAUACUGCCCGCAAAAAAAGGGGAAUAACAUUAGACUUCUUCCUUUCCUGACACCUCUCUCGAUUCCUCUUCCCCAUUCACUACCAGUAAGGCUUGUUCUGGUCUACGCUGCUAUAUGUGUCUCUCCCACAGCUUGCUGUGGUUAAUGGACACCUGCUCUUUUACGGUGAUUUUAACCCCUCCUGUGAAGAGUCUUGAAAUGAGGAUCUCUGGGGUUUGACUCUUUUGUUCCUUUUCUCUGUGCCUUAAUAUUCUCUCUCACCCAUGCAUCACAUCGUAGUUAAUGCAGAGCUCAAGGACAGCAGCAGCAUCCUUCAUCCAAGCUGUGCUUGGUUAGACAAGAGUGUUUGUGUGGGGCUAGGCAGGUUUUCUGAAACUUGUGGUUACUCUUCUUGGAGGAAGAGGGACGGUUGUGCUGCUGCGGUUUGCACUCUCACACUGUAUGUUCCAGAAGAAACCGGACAGGAGGUGGGAUGCUGGAACACAACAGCUCCAUUCAUAUCCCCUGCUUGAAAUAGCCUGAGGGACUGAUGAAGGAAGUAGAAGAGAAGAUAUUUAAAAGCAACGUGUUUCUGUAAAUAAAAAAACCAUCCCUCUCUUUGCAGUUAGACGUGUGCAAUAUAUUCUUGUGGGUUGGCUUUUAAAAUCCUGUUGCUGCUUUAAAAGGAACCCUCAGACCCACAUAGCUGUUCUUUGUAACUGGCACUCCAAUUACUAAGCCGUAGCAGUGAGUUGUGCCACCGUAGCUGAAGCAUGCUCGUAAGCCCUCGUUCUGACCCUCUUUUGAGCUAGAUGUAGCCAGUUGUUGAGCUGCUGUGCGCCGCCUUUUCAGAACUGGAACAGGAGAGGGCUCUGGUUCCUCCCCUUUCCAGUGCAGCACAAACACACUUUCACAGUGAUGCAGCUCUUAUUUCAAAAAGACUAAUGGGCUGCUCUUGUUCCAGCUGUGGAUUUGGCGUCAGGUCCCUGCACCAGAAAAUAGUUGUCCCUUUGUGCCUGCAGUAGGGCUUCUUCAUCCAGAAGUAUGACAUACCUCCUCAUGAAACAGAAUGGAUUUCAAAGAGCCCUUUGAAAUGACCUUUUACCCUUUUUUAUUUUGUUGUUUUUUACUUCUAAUUUUGGAGAAGGAGAUAAUAGUUUACUCUUGCCUGUUUUUAUGGGACUCAUUUACUUCCCAACUCUCCAACCACUUCCAACACACAUUUACACAUAUUUGUAACGAAUCUUCACGGCCAGUUCCCUUUUUCUAUGGGUUGGGUGAAGGAUGUGGCUGAAGUCUGUGCUGCUGACUUGCCGGUAUUUCCGUGUUGGGAAAAAUUCUAUAUUUUUAAAAAAUAAUUUUUAACAUAAGCUAUAUAUAAAUACAUAUUGUACAUAGAAGCUGGUUAUUCUUGGAGCUUCUUAUGAGUAGCAGUUUCAAGUAGCUAUGUACAAGGUCCAGUAAUAGCAAAAGGUCUCAGGCUAUGUGGCUUUUUUCAAAGUGGAGACAUGGAAAGGCAUCAGUGCUAAGCUGUUAAUAAAGGGAAGGUGUUUUUGCUCUCCCACAAGACUGGAAAGUGAUAGGCCCAAAAGACUUGACCCUCAGUGCAGCAGUGAUCCUGCAUUCCCAUCAGGGCAGGGGUAGCCAACAUCACCCCCUCCAGAUGUUGCUGGACUACAGCUCCAGCCAGCAUGGCCAAUGGUCAAGGAUGAUUGAGAGUCCAGCAACAUCUUUUGGGGGGACAGUAGCAGUUGGCAGAGUGAGGCUGUGCUACUUACCUGACCUAUUUACUGGGAGGGGGAAGGACGAGGCAGCAGUGAGGUCAGCACAGUGCAAACACACCAGCAGAGACAAUCUGCUGCUUCUGCUGGUGCAUUUGCACCAUGCUGAUCUUGUUGCUGCCUUAUCCCUCCUGCUGCCUCCCAAUAAACUGCAGCUACUCAAAAGCUGGCAGGUCAGGGUAGCCCUACAACACCAACUACUGCUCCUGGAAGCUGCUGUGUUGGGUAGGCCCUUGAUUAGGGAUUCUUAGAGGCUAAUCAUUUAAUAUGCAUUCAUAUACAUCAACCCCACCAGAAUACUCUAAGCGCUGCUCCCUUCCUUGCCUUCUCUUUCCUCCCCCAACCUUGUUUUUUUUACCAAGUAACAUACCCUCUGGAAUUUUGUUUUUACUAUUUUUCCAUGUAGCUUAGUUAUUUGUAUAUAAAUGACUGGGGAAAUAUACGCUGUAUGAUAAGACAGAGUUACCUAGUUUUGUACCUAUUGUGUAAUAACUGAUGUGAGCUCAGAGACAAGAUAUCGUCUCUAUUUUGAUCUUUGUGAUGUUAUACUGCUCUGCGGAAAAAAGCAAAUACGACAAAUAAAAAUAUAGAGAUAAUCUAGAUUGUA